Molecule: messenger RNA, 855 nt
Organism: Spizellomyces punctatus DAOM BR117
Lineage: Eukaryota; Fungi; Chytridiomycota; Chytridiomycetes; Spizellomycetales; Spizellomycetaceae
Exons: 4
Coding region: 22-717 (231 amino acids)
Biological process (GO): vacuolar proton-transporting V-type ATPase complex assembly
Cellular component (GO): endomembrane system
Source: RefSeq, a predicted model, not a curated record
AGUUAACAUCAUGAUAAUCAAAUGGUGCGCCUAGUUGUCACCGAAAAAAUACGAUCGGCCAUUGAGCUGGCCUUGUUGGAAGAAGCACUGGAUACUUCGCUUGCAGAGAAGCUGAAGCCCUAUUCUCAGAGAUCGCGUAGUGAAAACCGGCCAGAUGCGGAAGAUCCUGAUACAAUAUCCCACGAGUUGCUUAACGAAGUCUCAAAAGCUCUGCUACACCAGAGAGCGGACGAUGAUAGACAGGACUUCUACUUUCACGAAUUGGUAAAGGGAAGUGAAGUCUACAUGGACAAACCUAAGCCGAGGGUCAAGAGUCCCGAGCUUAUUCAGCUACUGGACGCCAUUCGCGCAGAUCUUGCCAACAAGGAGUAUGCCGAGAUGGUUCGCGGUGUGUCCUUAAACCGAGAAGUUCAACCUUUAGUGCCUAUUGGCGGCGAGCUUCGGAAUGCUUUCCGGCAGAUUUCUUCCGUAAUCAAUGUGCUAUUCUCCAUAGCGGCUACCUUUGCAGCCGUCUUCUGGGUGUCAGGAACCGUUACUAGAGACGUUGGCAUGAGAACGCUCAUUGGUCUUUUCGGGGCACUGCUUGUGGCGAUAGCCGAGGGAUGGUUCUUUGCACGGGAUUGGCUGUUUGACGAACCGCCCAAUCCAUCCGCCAAGCAGACCCGGCAGCUGAAUCUGCCCAUUCAGCUGAAAGAGCCCUCGUACCCCAAUAGCUGAUAGGGACGCAGCCACUAUUUGUAUAUAUUCGAAGUUUGUCGCGCUCAAAUGUCAGAUUUAGCGACGAAUGUGACUAGAGUGCAAUUGAAUACCUUUUAAAUACAAAUGUACAUACAAAUAUCGAUAAUCUUCUGGAAG